Molecule: messenger RNA, 657 nt
Organism: Echinococcus granulosus
Lineage: Eukaryota; Metazoa; Platyhelminthes; Cestoda; Cyclophyllidea; Taeniidae
Exons: 10
Coding region: 1-657 (218 amino acids)
Source: RefSeq, a predicted model, not a curated record
AUGACGAUGAAGCCGUGCAAAGCACGCAGGCCGGAGCCGAGGAAACCCUCGAAUGGAUGCCAUCAUCAUGGUCCCGACACCGUCCAUCGAAUGAGACGACAUGAUUACUCACCUUCUUCGAGUUCUUCAAGGCAAAACGGUUUCCGAAACAUUAAACACAAGGCACAUUGCCCUCUCUAUCGCUCCUCGUCGUCUUCAUCAUCGUCGUCAACUUCAUCCAGUUCGUCUUCUGACCCAGAUUUCGUUCAAAUGUUGAAACAGAGGCGUGAAGCACGAAACAAGUCUCGGCCUAGACGUGCUGCGUCUGCUUCUCCGGUUCCGCCGAAAGGAGGGCGUCACCAUCCGCAUCAUCAUCAUUGCAAAAUGAAUCGUUCAUCAAGCUCAUCGUCCUCGAGUUCGGAGUCCGUUUCACCUCGACAAAAUCGCUGUGCUGGGCGAAAGGGCAGCAAACCGAAUCGCAAUCCCAUGCCACCACCGCCACCUAAUAAGCCCGUAAAGGCCAAUAGACGUCGACCGCCUUCGUCUUCUUCAUCAAGCUCCAGCUCCGACUCAGACCGUCGCCACAAGCAUAUUAAGAAGGUCACCAAAAACAAGUCUCAAACUCAGCCUUACAUGAAAGAGAAGUCUUCCAAGUCCCACUCAAGGGGGAAGCAGUAA